CACAAACGACAGAGAGGUAUCAAUAUUUGAGGCUUGAUGGAGGAAUACUUAGCUCCAAUACCUAUCACUCAUCUCCUUCAACACACAUUGAGAAGCUUGUGUAUACAAGAGAACUCUCAAUGGGUUUAUGCAGUCUUUUGGAGAAUCUUACCUAGAAAUUAUCCUCCACCCAAUUGGGGAUUCCAAGGAGUAGCAAAAAACAGAUCAAGAAUAAAUAAGAGGAACUGGAUGCUGGCAUGGGAGGAUAGCUUCUGCAACUUUGUUGAACCAAUAGCUGACUUUGAUUCUGGGACCGCCUCAUAUGUUCACAAAAACUUUGAUCCUCAACUUGGACUGCAACCUGAGCUCUUUUUCAAGAUGUCCCAUGAAAUUUACAACUUUGGAGAAGGUUUGAUUGGACAAGUUGCUGCAGAUAACAGUACUCAUAGAUGGUUUCACAAAGAAUUCAGUGUUCAAGAACACAACUCAUCUGCAUGGAAAAGCAUAGGAGACUGGCCAAGGACAUGGAAAGCUCAGUUUCAAUCUGGUAUAAAGACAAUCUCUCUAAUUGCAGUAAAAGAAGGUGUUCUUCAAUUGGGAGCUGUUAACAAGGUAGCAGAAGACCCCAGCUACGUUGCUCAAGUACAAAAUAUAUUCAGUUAUUUUCAUGGUGUCCCUGGUUUCCUCCUACCUCACCCAGCAUCAUCAUCACCAACAACACCAUUCAAGCUUCACGAGUUCAACCAUUGGAGUCCACAUUACACUUCACCUUCUCAUACAGUUCACUCUUCCUUAUCAACAAUGGAACAUCUCUAUAAUAUUAACUUCAAUCAACAGCUGAUGAUUACUCCUUCAAUGAGCAGCCUCGAGGCGCUCCUCUCGAAACUCCCUUCUGUAGUGCCAACACCAUCCCCACCUUUGCUUCAUGACUUGCAUGAUUAUUCACCACUUGAGUUUUCUAUCCCCUCACAAACCACUGGAGCUGGUUGGAGCUGGAAGGAAGUAGAUAGACAGAAGGGAAUGAAUGAAGAGAAAGAACACGUGUGGGAUUAGAAGUUUCAUGUAUUAGAUAGCAGAAGACUGAAACGUGCCAGAAUUCGAGGAUUCCGAGGACAGAUAUAUUGUCAUGAUCUCAGAAAAACUAGUGGCUAAUAAUCAUAUAUACGCAUUCAAAAGCUGCCAUACACGUGAGUAGUCCCUUCCAAACCGAUUCAAAAAUUGACUUCUUUCGGAUAGGAACAA
Molecule: messenger RNA, 1221 nt
Organism: Quercus lobata
Lineage: Eukaryota; Viridiplantae; Streptophyta; Magnoliopsida; Fagales; Fagaceae
Product: protein RICE SALT SENSITIVE 3-like
Exons: 8
Coding region: 37-1032 (331 amino acids)
Source: RefSeq, a predicted model, not a curated record